AUAUUGACCAAAAUGUUUAACAAAUUAGAUACGUCCAACUAUAGCUGCGUGCUUAUUAUAACACAACUUUCUUUUCUUAUGUUUGCUAGGCAAUUCGAGUGCUUGCCAGGCGAAUGCAUACCGAUGGGCAAUUUAUGUGAUAACAAAUAUGAUUGUACCAACGGACGGGAUGAGUCCUUAGAGCUUUGUUUGCAGGCUGAGUAUUGUCCAUCCAGUUCCUUUCAGUGUGGCAAUGGCAAGUGCUUGGAUCGUAACAAACUUUGUGAUGGUUCAAUGGAUUGUAUGGAUGGAGCAGAUGAAAUGCCAAAAGUCUGUUUAGAAGAAGAUCACUCAAAAAAUAUAACAUUGAGGGAAAAAUUUACUUGUAUGGAGCCUCGCCACUUGGGUCUAAAAUUUAGAAGCAAAACCAGCUUUCAUUUUAAUGGCAAAGAAAACUUUGUGUACGCAAAUGAAGCAGCCGAAUUUGAAUGCUAUGAUGCUAGUGGAAAGUUUUCGGGCAAUUUCUCAAAUGUGUGCAAUAACUCAGGCAACUGGCACUUCAAGCUGCCAAUUUGCUCCAUGAAACCGCCAAACCUAAAUCCAGAUACAAAUGGCACCAACGGUUGUCCAAUUGAUGAAUAUAACAAAGAUUCCUUUGUGAUUAUUAAUAGUCAAACUCUGCAAUCAGCUGCACCACCUAUAAAUGAAAUGAGUGUAAGAUUUAGUUGCAAAGAAGGAUAUGAAUUAAAAACUGAAGUGGCCGUAGGACGUUGCGAAGAAAAAAAAUGGUAUCCAGAAAUAUUAAAUUAUGUACGAUGUCUCAAAAUAUGCGAUGAAAGUCUGUUGUACUGUGACGACUCUUUACAACCAUAUUCAUACAUUUCUGCGGAGUCAAUAACAAUAACAAGACCAAGAGAAAAAAGUAUUAGAUCAGGCAUGACAGUACUUUUUGACUGCAAUGUAGGAUAUGGUGUCCCAAAAGAAAACACAAUGCCUCAACCGACGAUGAAGUGUCUCCCUGAUGGAACAUGGGAGCGUAGUGCCAACAUGAAAGACUAUUGUAAAGUUCGGUGUGGAUAUAAUAGUGGAGAAGGACUAUCAAAAAGCGCACUAAAAGUGUCGUCCACAUUUUCGCAGUGGACUGUUGCCAUUUAUGAGCUUAAUGAAAAGACUUUGGAUUACGAGUAUAUUUGUAGUGGAGUAUUGAUAAAGAUGAAUUUGGUUUUGACGGCCGCACACUGCUUUCAAGAUGAUCUUAAUCGUAAUCCUGCAUUUUAUAGAGUUGGUUCUUCUACCAGCAAACUGCAAAUAGUUAAUAAUACUUAUGGCAGAGCAGUUCUUGAAAUACAAAUUAAUGAAGCCUUUCACUACCAGGAUAGUGAAUAUGAUGGGGAUACUGCUCUAGUAAGGUUGUCUAUUGAUGCUGUAACGAUUGAGAAAGUAAUCUGUCUGCCGGAACCUUUCGGAAAUUUUAAAGUGAAGCCCGUUGUUGGCUAUGUUGGUCAAAUUAUCACUUGGAGCACGAAGUCGAAUAAAAACGAAUUCUUGGACUUGACAAUGGUUGCCGCCAAUAUAACGAGCUCCGAAACUGGCCACUUUAGCGCGCAGAGCACGAUGGACAAUUACACGCUUUGUAAAGGGGAUAGUGGAAGUGGAUUUGUUGCCAAUUGCAUGGGGACAGAUAGUGCCAUGAAGGAUUGCUUAUUGGGUAUUACAAGUAAUACAAAACACAUCGAUGAAUUUACUUGCAGUAGUGAAGUAUACUUUUCUGAUAUAAACCAUAUUAGCAAUUCUAUGUUUAUAUCUAAAUAUUAUGAUACGAUGACGUACCGAUGUGGAGAUUAAUAUUCAAUAUCU
Messenger RNA from Drosophila busckii, 1836 nucleotides. RefSeq names its product modular serine protease-like. NCBI's taxonomy places the organism in Eukaryota, Metazoa, Arthropoda, Insecta, Diptera, Drosophilidae. Gene Ontology annotation, cellular component: plasma membrane. The transcript has 3 exons. Gene Ontology annotation, molecular function: serine-type endopeptidase activity; protein binding. Bases 13 to 1824 code for a protein of 603 amino acids. The record is from RefSeq and is a predicted model, not a curated record. Gene Ontology annotation, biological process: proteolysis.